Molecule: messenger RNA, 1020 nt
Organism: Trichoplax adhaerens
Lineage: Eukaryota; Metazoa; Placozoa; Uniplacotomia; Trichoplacea; Trichoplacidae
Exons: 11
Coding region: 1-1020 (339 amino acids)
Cellular component (GO): plasma membrane
Source: RefSeq, a predicted model, not a curated record
AUGAUUGCUAGUGUUGCAAGUAAAUUAAGAAAAGAAUGGUUCUUACUUGGAAUUGUAUUAUCCAUCUUAUUGGCUAAAUUGCAACCCACUAUUGGCAAGACUGGAGGUCUGCUCAAACCUGAAAUUACUAUUAAAUACUUUGCUGUUUCCAUCAUCUUCUUUAACAGCGGUAUAUCUUUACGCAGUGAAGAAUUACUCAAAUCCUUUACCAACUAUCGUCUGCACGCGCUUAUUCAAGGAUUUACCUUUAUUGUCGUGCCAAUAUUUGUUAAUAUUUUAGUGGCAAUGCUGAAGCACUUAGCGAUUGAUGAAUGGUUAUUGAAAGGAUUGAUCGUUGUAAGCUGUAUGCCUCCUCCUGUCUCUUCUGCUGUAAUACUCACUAAAGCAUCUGGUGGUAACGAGGCUGGUGCCAUCUUUAAUUCAGCAUUUGGUAGCUUUCUGGGUGUCAUUGUAACACCGUUAUUGCUACUUGCAACUCUUGGAUCUGCCGCUACUGUUCCAUUUCUGUCGGUAUUUACUAAAUUAGGAUUAACUGUAGUUUUACCAUUGGUAUUAGGCCAGAUUGUUAGAAUGUAUGUUAAAAACUGGUUAGAGACUACUAAACCGCCCAUUGGGACAAUUGGAAGUUGUAUCCUCCUAAUCAUAAUUUAUACCACAUUCUGUGACACCUUCAGUGGUAACUAUGACAUCUUCAUUCCACUAUCCAUUGUAAUCCCACAAUUUACAAAUAUAAAUAACACAAACAUGCAAACGAUUACCGUUGUUGCAGGUGAUGCCGCAAGUAGUAUUCCAAUGGGCAAUGUCGUGGCGGCCGUCUUUUGUGGCACUCAUAAGUCUCUGACUCUAGGUAGUAUGCCAGUACUUAAAAUUGUCUUCGGUGGCUACAGCCAAUUAUCAUUGUUAUCUAUUCCUCUUUUGAUCUACCAUCCUUUGCAAAUCUUAUUUGGUGGUUUAUUAGUUCCAACCGUUCAAAAAUGGUUAUCGCAACAUCAGGAUGCGGAAAAUUUAGAGUCGGUUUAA